CACAAUGCAUCCUAAAGAAUUUGCCAAGAUGUUCAGUGUUCUUGUCGCUGUUGUUGUCCUAAGGAAGUCAUGCCUGACCACAGGCAUGACUAUCACUCAGGCUCACCGUGUUCUGUCUGUGAAGCUUGGGGAUCCUGUCACAUUAGAGUGCUACACCCAGGUAGACAAAGUCAUACGCUGGCUGUGGCUCAAGAAGAAGCCUGGACAAGCACCAGAGAUCAUCAUCAGCACCUACUAUGACCAGAUGGAUCUCCAUGGAGAGCUAACAGGGGGGAUGAAUGCCAGUGUUAUGCUACGGAAAGACAGCAGAAGCAUGAAUGUGACUUUGUUAAAUGUUCGUUUGUCAGAUAUAGGUGUGUACUACUGUGCCUUUUCUGACUAUGAGCACUACAGAUUUGGGGCAGGAACCUUCCUAUCAAUAACUGGAUAUGAUUGUUGCAUGAAGAACAUUGUACAGCGGCCUGUAUCUGACUCAGUGCAGCCAGGAGAUUCUGUGACCCUGAAGUGUACAAUAGAGACUGAGAGCUGUGCAGGAGAACACAGUGUUUACUGGUUCAGACAUGGAUCAGGAGAAUCCCUUCCAGGAGUCAUUUACACCCAUGGGAACAGGAGUGAUGAGUGUGAGAAGAGCCCUGAGGCUGGAUCUCCUACACAGAGCUGUGUCUACAGCCUCCCCAAGAGGAACAUCAGCCUCUCUGAUGCUGGGACUUACUACUGUGCUGUGGCCAUGUGUGGGGAGAUCCUCUUUGGGAAUGGGACCAAGCUGGAAAUAACAGGUUCACAGUGGAAUGAUCCCCUUGUAAUUUCUUUGGCUACCCUGAAUGCAUGUUUUCUGAUAGUGAUUGUAGUACAACUAGGAAAAAUUUAUGGAUGUUUCUCAGGUAGUUUGGAAGACUCAAGAAGUAAGCCAUGUGGAAAUCAGCCUCAGGAUAAAGAGCCUAGUUACGCCUCGUUGAAUUUUACACGUAGUAAAUUUAUCACUGGGAGACUGAGGGGAGAAGAGAAAACCUACUGUACAUAUUCAGAGGUGAUAUGCCAGCAGAACAAUGAACAACAUCUACAGAAAGAUUGAGAAAACUCAGAAGAAAAUCAUGAUGAUGAUACAUUUAAAAUCUGAUGUUAUUAUCUUAUUUAGAUAUGCAGGUAGAUGUAUAUUGUGCAAUGUAUUACUGCUUGUUGCCAUUUCCUUAGAGAUAGUAUUUACAUUUCCAGAUAUUGUUCAUUCUUCCUUUCAAUAACUUCAGGUUAGUUUGGUUGAGUUUUAUGCAGUUUCAUGUUCAUUAUAUUUACUGCAUUAAAUUAAGUUUAA
Molecule: messenger RNA, 1309 nt
Organism: Paramormyrops kingsleyae
Lineage: Eukaryota; Metazoa; Chordata; Actinopteri; Osteoglossiformes; Mormyridae
Biological process (GO): response to bacterium
Source: RefSeq, a predicted model, not a curated record